Antrostomus carolinensis (chuck-will's-widow) is the source of this 626-nucleotide messenger RNA. RefSeq names its product zinc finger protein 777-like. Lineage: Eukaryota; Metazoa; Chordata; Aves; Caprimulgiformes; Caprimulgidae. The annotation marks the transcript as partial. Gene Ontology annotation, biological process: regulation of DNA-templated transcription. The record is from RefSeq and is a predicted model, not a curated record. The transcript is spliced from 4 exons.
GGCGCUUGGCACCCGGAUCCAGGAGUACGGGCUGCUCCAGCGGCGCCUGGAGAACAUGGAGAACCUGCUGAAGAACAGGAACUUCUGGAUCCUGCGGCUGCCACCGGGCAGGAAGGGUGAAGUCCCCAAGGUGCCGGUGACGUUUGAUGACGUGUCCGUCUAUUUCAAUGACAAGGAAUGGGAGAAGCUGGAGGAGUGGCAGAAGGAGCUGUACAAGAAUGUGAUGAAGGGGAACUAUGAGUCGCUCAUCUCCCUGGACUAUGCAAUUUCCAAACCUGGUGUUUUGUCUCAGAUUGAGCAAGGAGAGGAAUCACGGGUCAGGAAUGAGCAGGACUUGGAGGAGAGCGAGAUCAUUACCGAUGCCACCGCAGCUGGUAUAAGGGUUGUGAUCAAAACGGAGGAGCUCCUUCCAGAAGACAGCCCUGAAAACCCCGAGCUGCACGGGAUGUCGGGGCAGUCGGAGGGGAGCUUCCAGAGUCCGGAUGAGGAGGCAGCCUGCGAGAGCCCCUACGGCUCCGUCUCCCCUCCGAGGGACCUCCCAGGAACCAGCCUGGGUGACUCGUCUGAAUACGUCGCUGACUUCAACGAGAUCCAGAGAGUCAUCGUUCACCACGGGAACUGCACAG